AUGAAGAAGAAGCACGUGCACGAGCAGCAGGCGCGCCUUCCCCAAGGCCAUGACUGCACGGAGCAGGACCACUCUCCGUCGUCUGGCAACCAAGGCAGCGACGUCGACGGCGACGGCGAGGCGUCGCCAUUCCCCUCCACCGAGGAAGCGUCUCAGCAGCAGCAGCCGCCCGGGGUGGAUCUUCCUGAAGGCGCCAUCGUGGAGAUCCUGUCCAGGGUGCCCUACAGGUCGCUCUGCCGCUUCAAGUGCGUGUCCAAGCCAUGGCUGGCCCUCUGCUCAGACCCGACUGUCCGCAAGAGGUCGCUGCAGACCCUGUCCGGCUUCUUCUUCAAGGACCAUGGCCGCUUCAAUUUCCGAAAUUUGUCCGGAAAAGGGCCCCCUUUGGUCGACCCUUCGCUCCGUUUCUGGCGCGGGAUCUACGACUGCUUCUCGGUCGAGCAGUGCUGCAGCAGCCUCCUCCUUUGCAAAUGUUUGCAAUCACGUCACCAGGAAGACGAAUGUGAUUACGUCGUGUGCAAUCCUAUGACAGGGCAGUGGACCGUGCUGCCUCCCAUAGGAUGGCUGGAUGAAGAGGAUGGUGCUAUGGUGUAUUUCGAACCGAUAAGGGAUAUCUUCCUGGGUUUCGACGCGGCAGCUCCGUCCCGCUUUGUGGUGUUUGUGCCCCUGACCAACUGUUUCUGCGAAUUCACAGAGGUGGCCAUCUACUCGUCGGAAACCGGACGCUGGACCAAGGUGCAGAGUGAGUGGGGAUACAAAACUAUUCUGGUUGGGAAUUCAGAAUGCGUCUUCCUCAACGGCACCAUGCAUUUGGCUACCCAUUAUGCUUUAGUGGUCACCGUCGACAUGGAGGGGAAGGCUUGGAGGGAAAUUGAAAUGCCUGAGCACUCGCCAGACACAAAUCAGUUGGCUUCCAUUGGGAAGUCACAAGGACGCUUGUAUGCGUGGCAAAUUGAAGACGAUCAUGAUUGCCAACUCUAUGUGUGGGUUCUUGAAGAUUAUGGUGGUGGAAAUUGGACCCUCAAGUAUACUGUUAACGUUCCAGAACUGUUUGGGAGGCAACCUGGCCAAGAUGAUAUGUCCUAUAAGGUGUUUGCGAUUCAUCCAGAUUGUGAUUUGAUUUUUCUUACAGACGAGGAGGAGAUGGCAGUGUCGUAUGAUAUGGAGAAUCAGAAAGUCAAUGCUACCUGCACUUUUUCUCAAGAACUCGAGGAUGUUCUACCUUACGUCCCAUGUUUUGCAGAAUGGGCUUCAGAUGCUCACUGA
Triticum turgidum subsp. durum (durum wheat) is the source of this 1263-nucleotide messenger RNA. The record is from the annotation of a GenBank genome assembly. NCBI's taxonomy places the organism in Eukaryota, Viridiplantae, Streptophyta, Magnoliopsida, Poales, Poaceae.